AACUUUUUUUCCGGAUUACAGAUUAUAAAAGCACAUGUUAUGAGUAAUAUUGUGUUUAAAAUAUAUUCUCACAAUAUAAAAUGCUACAGAAAAUUGUCAAAUUUUACCCGAAUUAUUAAUCCAUCUUUGCGUUCACCCUAUUUAAAAUAUAUAAAAUAUGUGAGAUUUAAUUCAACAUUUGCAACCCAGCCACAGUCAACUUCACCUCAAUCAAUUGCCAAGAAAACUAAAGCAGGCUCAGAGGGUAGAAUUGUUGCAGUAAUUGGAGCAGUUGUAGAUGUUCAAUUUGAUGAAGGACUUCCACCAAUUUUAAAUGCCUUAGAAGUGCAAGGACGUCCUUCAAGGUUAGUAUUAGAAGUUGCACAGCAUUUAGGUGAAAACACAGUAAGAACAAUUGCCAUGGAUGGCACUGAAGGAUUGGUAAGAGGAAAUAAAUGUCUUGAUACAGGAGCCCCAAUUAGCAUACCAGUUGGACCUGAAACCUUGGGAAGGAUUAUGAAUGUUAUUGGAGAACCUAUUGAUGAAAGAGGCCCUAUAAAGACCAAACAGACAUUAGGAAUUCACCAAGAAGCCCCAAAUUUUACAGAUAUGAGUGUUGAACAAGAAAUUUUAGUAACUGGUAUUAAAGUUGUAGAUUUAUUAGCUCCCUAUGCAAAAGGGGGAAAAAUAGGUCUAUUUGGUGGUGCUGGUGUAGGCAAAACUGUAUUAAUUAUGGAACUUAUUAACAAUGUUGCCAAGGCACAUGGAGGUUACUCUGUUUUUGCUGGAGUUGGUGAAAGAACAAGAGAGGGCAAUGAUUUGUAUCAUGAAAUGAUAGAGGGAGGGGUUAUCAGUUUGAAAGAUAAUACAUCGAAAGUAGCUCUUGUGUAUGGACAAAUGAAUGAACCACCAGGGGCUAGAGCAAGAGUUGCUUUAACAGGAUUGACAGUGGCUGAAUAUUUUAGAGAUCAAGAAGGGCAAAAUGUUUUGCUGUUUAUUGACAAUAUCUUUAGAUUUACCCAAGCUGGUUCUGAAGUAUCCGCUUUGUUGGGUAGAAUUCCAUCUGCAGUAGGCUAUCAACCCACUUUAGCCACUGACAUGGGAACUAUGCAAGAAAGAAUUACCACAACUAAAAAGGGGUCUAUUACAUCUGUUCAAGCAAUCUAUGUUCCAGCAGAUGAUUUGACAGAUCCAGCCCCAGCUACAACAUUUGCCCAUUUAGAUGCCACUACUGUGUUAUCAAGAGGCAUAGCUGAACUGGGAAUAUAUCCUGCAGUUGAUCCCCUUGAUUCUACUUCACGUAUCAUGGACCCUAAUGUUGUGGGGCGAGAACAUUAUGAUGUUGCAAGGGGUGUUCAGAAGAUUUUGCAGGAUUAUAAAUCGCUCCAAGAUAUAAUAGCAAUAUUGGGGAUGGAUGAAUUGUCAGAAGAUGACAAAAUAACUGUGGCCAGGGCACGUAAAAUACAGCGCUUUUUGUCUCAACCUUUUCAAGUUGCCGAGGUUUUUACUGGUCAUCCUGGAAAAUUAGUCUCUCUUGCUGAAACUAUCAAAGGCUUCAAGCAAAUUCUGAAUGGAGAAAUGGAUCAUUUACCAGAAGUGGCUUUCUAUAUGGUUGGAAAUAUUGAAGAAGCUGUUGCUAAAGCCAACAAAUUAGCCGAAGAACAAAAAUAAAUACCUAUUAUUUAAAUUUAGAAUUAUAUGACGUUUUAAAUUAUAAUUCAUGCGUGCUUUAUAUUUAUAUUUAAGUGAUUUUAGAUA
Molecule: messenger RNA, 1737 nt
Organism: Gordionus sp. m RMFG-2023
Lineage: Eukaryota; Metazoa; Nematomorpha; Gordioida; Chordodea; Parachordodidae
Product: ATP synthase subunit beta, mitochondrial
Exons: 10
Coding region: 40-1650 (536 amino acids)
Biological process (GO): proton transmembrane transport; proton motive force-driven mitochondrial ATP synthesis
Molecular function (GO): proton-transporting ATP synthase activity, rotational mechanism; ATP hydrolysis activity; ATP binding
Source: RefSeq, a predicted model, not a curated record